AUGCAGCACUUUGGUAAAGGGGCCGUGAGAGUGGUGAAGAACUAUACCAAGGGUUAUUCAGACACACAGGCCAAAGUUCGGGAGGCAACAUCUAAUGAUCCCUGGGGCCCCAGCGGCACGCAAAUGAAUGAAAUUGCCCAGAUGACCUAUAAUCAAGGCGAUUUUGUUGAAAUAAUGGAGAUGCUGGACAAGCGAUUGAAUGACAAGGGCAAGAACUGGCGCCAUGUGUUCAAAAGUUUGACACUGCUGGACUACCUCCUCCAUCAAGGCUCGGAAAAUGUCAUCAUCUACUUCAAGGACAAUCUCUACGUUAUAAAGACUCUCAAGGAGUUCCAGUACAUCGACGAGGAUGGAAAAGACCAGGGAGGCAAUGUGCGGGCUAAAGCGAAGGACAUCACAAGUCUCCUGCAAGACGAAUCACGCCUGCGAAAUGAGCGCCGAGCACGUGCUAGUAUGCGGGAAAGAAUGGUACGAGGAGCGGAGGGCGAGGGUGAAUUCGAUGACGCAGCUAGAGCGGUUGAUGAGAAUGGCCGUCGGAGAGGGACAUAUGACGAUGAUAUGCAGAAAGCUAUCGAAGCUAGCAAGCAGUCAUUGCGACAAGAACAACUCACCAAGGAGGAGCAGGACCUACAGGAGGCGAUCAAGCUCAGUAAGCAGGAGGAAGACAACAGACAGCAGAGCAUGGAAGAGAGCAAUGCCAAAUCGCUCUUCGAUGACCAACAACAAUUGCAACCAGCAAGCAACAACCCAUUUCCUUUUCUCAAUGCACCGCCACAACAACAACAACAACAACUCCAGCCACAAUUCACUGCUAUCCAGCCGCAGUUCACAGCGUUCAAUCCAUACCAGCAGCAGGCGCAGCUUGAGGCGGAAUACCUGUUACAACAGCAACAGCAGCAAGCCUUCCUUCAGCAACAACAACAGGAGGAAUGGAUGCGUCAGCAAAUGCUCAUCCAACAGCAGCAGCAGCAACAAGCCCAGCAGGAGGAGUGGAUGCGUCAGCAGAUGAUGCAGCAGCAGCAGCAGCAGCAGCUUGCUCCUCAGCCAACUGGAUUCGGUUCCAACAAUCCGUUCGCUUUGAGUCAGCAACCACCGAUGCCAUCGUUCGUUCAACAACCGCAACCACCCACUUUCAACCUUCCUGGGACAUACGAAAACUCCACAUCCCCACCUCCACAAAUGACGUCCAGUCCCGCUCCUUCCAAUCAGCAGCAUUCGCCACAGCCUGGCGGCGCGGGCUUCAAGGUCAAAGUCAAUGAUGGUAACAACCAGCAUCUUGCCAAUCUGUUUGCCAAUAGAGAGGACGGGCAGGAUACCUUCGGGAAUGUUGGUGCUUUGAGGUAUGGCCACACCAACGCGGGUCGGGCAAUGGUUGCAAACCAAGGCCCGAAUCCUUUUGCCAGGCCGCAACAGCAGACACAACAAAACGAGCAACCCUUCUUCAGCGUUUGA
This is a messenger RNA of Mycena indigotica, 1452 nucleotides long. RefSeq names its product ENTH domain-containing protein. The coding region runs from base 1 to 1452 and encodes 483 amino acids. Gene Ontology annotation, biological process: actin filament organization; endocytosis. Gene Ontology annotation, cellular component: plasma membrane; endosome; clathrin vesicle coat. The record is from RefSeq and is a predicted model, not a curated record. Gene Ontology annotation, molecular function: phospholipid binding; clathrin binding. The transcript has 5 exons. Lineage: Eukaryota; Fungi; Basidiomycota; Agaricomycetes; Agaricales; Mycenaceae.